AUGUGUUCUCUGUUUCAGUUAAAAACUGACAUUUCUUUUUUCUCUGUUAAUACAAGGGGACUUAAAGACUCAGUUAAGCGCAAAGCUAUUUUUCUGUUUUGUAAGGGGCAGCAAGCCAAUUGUGUCUUUCUACAGGAAACUCAUUCUGAUGAGACUGAUGUUAAGUUCUGGUCACAACAAUGGGGAGAUAAAAUAUUCUUCAGUCAUGGUACAAACCGGUCAGCUGGAGUUGCCAUCUGCCUCAACAGAUGUCCUGACGGCACAUGUCCCAGGUUCAGGAUUGAAAGAGGCAUCAGACAAGGCUGCAGCAUUUCACCUCUCUUAUUCAUUGUUGCCACUGAAUUAUUAGCUAUCACUAUCUUAAAUUCUUCCAUUAAAGGAUUAGAAAUAAAUAACAACAGAUUAAUCAUAAGUCAGCUUGCUGAUGACACAACAAUCUUUCUAAAAAAUAAAGAACAAAUCCCUUUGGCCUUGGAUACAAUACAGACUUUCUCUCAGGCUUCUGGUCUGCUCCUGAACCUGGACAAAUGUGAACUCAUGAGUAUUCACAAUUCCUCUGAAUCCUCAUUGUAUAAUAUCCCCAUCAAAACCGAGGUCAAAUAUCUAGGAAUCUGGAUAACUAAAUAUGCAGAUGAAAGGGUAAAAAAGAACAUUCAAAAUGUUAGUGAAACAUGCAAAAAACGCUUAAAUAUUUGGUUGCAAAGGGAUUUAACACUGUUUGGAAGAACUAUGUUAACCAAAAUUGAGUCAUUAUCCAGAUUAAUUUAUCCAGCAUAUUCUUUAGCAAUCCCCCAAAAAUUUAUAAAGGAAAUUAAUAGAACAAACUUUAACUUUAUAUGGAAAAAUAAACAUCAUUAUAUUAAUAAUAGAGACUUGAUAAAAGGUUAUGAGGAGGGUGGUAUAAAGGCAAUUGAUUUUGAGAUUAUGAAUAUUUUGCUGAAAAUUAGAUGGCUCCAGUCCUUUUUGAAAAAUGAUAAUGGGAUAUGGUUUUCACUACCUGCUUUUAUUUUUAAUAAGGUUGGAGGUAUUCAAUUUCUGCUCGUAUGUGAUUUUGAAAUCUCCAAGCUUCCCAUAAAACUGUCGAAAUUUCACCAACAGGUUCUAUUACAUUGGAAGAUGAUAUUCAAGCAUAAUUUCAGCCCCCAUAAUGUACCUUUAUGGAAUAACAGGGUGAUAUUGAAUCGAAGGAAAUCUAUGUUUAUAGAAGAGUGGUUAACAAAGAAAAUUUGGUCUAUUUUACAUAUAAUGGAUGAAAAUGGAAAUAUACUUGAAUUUAAUGAUUUUAAUGCCAAAUAUAACAUGUCCUGUUCAUAUAACGUAUACAAGACAGUUGUACAAAAUAUUCCAAAUGCAUUUAUCCAAUCAAUAAGAAAUAAUAUAUUGUGCAUAUCCUGCCCAAAUUUACAUAAAGUGAAAUUAGAUGAGUUGGACCUACUUCUCAAGGAGCGUGACCCUUCAGUUCCCAGGGUGAGGAGACUGAAGAGGCUGUGGAAACCCGGCAACAGUUUGACCAUUCAUUUCAUUCCAUAA
This is a messenger RNA of Toxotes jaculatrix (banded archerfish), 1530 nucleotides long. RefSeq lists its product as uncharacterized. Lineage: Eukaryota; Metazoa; Chordata; Actinopteri; Toxotidae. The transcript is spliced from 3 exons. The coding region runs from base 1 to 1530 and encodes 509 amino acids. The record is from RefSeq and is a predicted model, not a curated record.